AGAACAAAUAAAAGGAGAAGAUACUUGCGUGCAAGAGAGCGAUGAAGCAAGCUGGCAAGCCAUUUUCUUAGCAAUCUUAAGAUGUUGUCUGGGAAAUGAAGGAACUUACCUUCAGGUUUCUGUGGUGAGACACCAAAUGCACUCAACUUCCUCUUUCAACAACAAAUUUGCCAGUUAUCAGUAGGCUCUGAGCCACCAAGAGUUAGACUUUUUCACCCCAAACGCCCUGCAAAGAAACAAGCCCAGCAAGGCUCCAAGGGAUUAUAACUUCACGGCUUACCUUGCUGAAGUAUUCAAGAUGGGAAACAACAGUACCAGCAAUGCUGAGAAUCACUGCAGUGUCCCCCAUUUGACAUUUCAUUACUCUCUCUAUGCAACCACCUACAUCCUCAUAUUCAUCCCUGGUCUGCUGGCCAACAGUGCAGCCUUGUGGGUUCUGUGCCGCUUUAUCAGCAAGAAAAAUAAAGCCAUUAUUUUCAUGAUAAACCUCUCUGUGGCUGACCUUGCCCACGUGUUGUCCUUACCCCUCCGGAUUUAUUAUUACAUCAGCCACCAUUGGCCUUUCCAGAGGAUCCCUUGUCUGCUAUGCUUCUACCUGAAGUAUCUCAACAUGUAUGCCAGCAUUUGUUUCCUGACAUGCAUCAGCCUUCAGAGGUGCUUCUUUCUCCUCAAGCCCUUCAGGGCCAGAGACUGGAAGCGUAGGUAUGAUGUAGGCAUCAGUGCUGCCAUAUGGGUCAUCGUGGGUACUGCCUGUUUGCCAUUUCCCAUCAUGAGAAGCACAGACUUAGCCAACAACACUGAGUCCUGCUUUGCUGAUCUUGGUUACAAGAAAAUGAAUGCAGUGGCUUUGGUUGGGAUGAUUACAGCUGCUGAACUGGCAGGAUUUGUGAUUCCAGUAGUCAUCAUUGCAUGGUGUACCUGGAAAAUGACUAUAUCCUUGAGACAACCACCUAUGGCUUUCCAAGGAAUCAGUGAAAAGCAGAAAGCACUGAGGAUGGUUUACAUGUGUGCUGCAGUCUUCUUCAUCUGCUUCACUCCCUAUCAUAUUAACUUUAUUUUUUAUACCAUGGUAAAGGAAACUAUCAUUAGUAGUUGUCCCAUUGUCCAAAGCACACUGUAUUUCCAUCCUUUUUGUCUAUGCCUUGCAAGUCUCUGCUGCCUUUUGGAUCCAAUUCUCUAUUACUUCAUGGCCUCAGAAUUUCGUGACCAACUAUCUCGCCAUGGCAGCUCUGUGACUCGUUCCCGCCUAAUGAGCAGGGAGAGUGGUUCAUCAAUGAUUGGCUAAAAAUAAAACAACUCUCGAUUAUUGCUUUGUUUAACUAUGUUUCAUUGUUUUUGUCAAAGACCAAAAGGACUAGAGAGACAGUUUCUUUAACUGAACUUUGGGAACAACAGAAAUAUCUGUGCUCACAGGGGUGUGACAAUAGAGGCAGAGUGUGAAAUGUGGGAGAGGAAGGGAAAAUGUGAUUUGCCUGUUUCCUCUUUGAAAUUCAAGUCACUUUCUUACUUGAGAGAUUUAGAUCAAGAUUUUACAGAUGUUUUAAACAAAUGAAAAUUGCAUAUUUUAUCUUAAACCUUUCUUUAGUAAAUGUGAUGCUGUUAAUGAUACAAUAAAUGCAUGAAUCCUUCACACAAUGCAAAAGCAAAUUUCUUUCAAAUGAAGAAUAUUACCUGUAAAUGACAGCAAAAAUUUAUCAGGUCUUUAUAAGGGAUGAGUACACAGGCAAGAGUUUGUGAGCAUUGAAGCAACAUGUGAAUAAAUUUGAGGAUACAAAUCCUUACUGAAGAAAAGGCAUGGGAAUGUGUUCAUUCAAUGAAAAUAUAUUGGAUGCCUAUUGUAUUCUGGGUUGCCAUUCUCUCAGGUAUUUUCACCUACAGCAUCUCAUCUGGCUUUUCUAAUAAACUUGUGGAAGUUUCCAAUCCAAAUAAAUAAAUGAAACCUCA
This is a messenger RNA of Dama dama (fallow deer), 1944 nucleotides long. Its product is annotated as putative P2Y purinoceptor 10. The transcript is spliced from 3 exons. Gene Ontology annotation, molecular function: G protein-coupled receptor activity. The record is from RefSeq and is a predicted model, not a curated record. Gene Ontology annotation, biological process: phospholipase C-activating G protein-coupled receptor signaling pathway; positive regulation of Rho protein signal transduction. Lineage: Eukaryota; Metazoa; Chordata; Mammalia; Artiodactyla; Cervidae. Bases 299 to 1285 code for a protein of 328 amino acids. Gene Ontology annotation, cellular component: membrane.